AUGUUAUUGUUGAAAAGAGCAAGUUCCGCUCGAUUGGCGAUCAACGAGGAAAAUAAAUACGAAUUCAUCUUAUCAACAUAUGAUCCACAACUACCGGAAUCAGAUAAACAUAAACUAGGAUAUUUCGGAAUACCCACUCUUGUCAAAAUCAAAUCACCGACCAAACAGAUAUUUUACGAUGUAGAAUUCGCGAAGAAAGGAUCAAAACAGAUUAUGAUAAAAUGGAAAACUCGCAAAAUAACUGACAAGACAACAUAUAGUAUCAUAAUAUUUCAUGGUUUGGUCGAUCAACCACUGAAAACAGAAACUCAUUCAAAAUCUCCCAAACGUUUUAUAAUAAUACCUGUUCAAUUGAAACAAAAACACAGAGUGAUUGUUGCUCAAUAUUGUGAUGGUAAACUGGAUUGGCCAAUCGUUAUCGAUUUUUGGAUUCCAUGUAAAUUUCCACUUUCAUUUGUAAAGAUUCUCAUGAAUUUUAUGGUGUGA
Molecule: messenger RNA, 486 nt
Organism: Schistosoma margrebowiei
Lineage: Eukaryota; Metazoa; Platyhelminthes; Trematoda; Strigeidida; Schistosomatidae
Source: the annotation of a GenBank genome assembly